CGAAUCAAGGGCUAACAUAGUCGGUUAGUCCUCCUUUCAGAGCACAUGUAAUGGCACCGGCCGAGCUACUUAUCUUCGUCGUACUACUCUUGGUGAAUACUGGCACCAGCAUCCUCAACACCAAGUCGAAAGCAGCUAAACUAUUCCCGGCAAUCCUCAUAUUCGGGGACUCAACAGUAGACACCGGUAAUAACAACUACAUUGUGACUUUGUUCAAGGGCAACCACCUCCCUUAUGGCCGCGACUUCCCUGGUCAAGUUCCCACGGGUAGAUUUUCUAGUGGAAAACUCGUUCCUGAUUUCGUCGCUUCUGCGGCUGGUAUAGAGACAGUUCCUCCGUUUCUAGAGCCUGACCUAAAGGACGGACAACUCCGCACGGGCGUUAGCUUCGCCUCGGGAGGAUCAGGGUUUGAUGAUCUGACAACCGCAAUUUCUGGUGUAAUCCCGAUGUCAAAGCAACUUGAAUAUUUGGAGAAGUACAUUCAGAGGCUUAACAAGAUGGUAGAAGAGGAGGCAAAGAAGAUUUUAAAAGGAGCGUUGGUCAUCAUCAGUGCAGGAACUAAUGACUUCAUAUUUAAUUUCUAUGAUAUUCCCACGAGGAGAAUCCAAUUCAAUAUCGGCGAAUACCAAGACUUUUUGCUGGGAAGACUACGAGACUUCAUAUUGCAACUCCACGAACUCGGGUGCCGUAAGAUAGCGGUGGCGGGGAUUCCUCCAGUUGGCUGUCUGCCCAUUCAAAUGACCGCAAAAUUCAAGAACCCCGAGGAUCGAAAAUGCGUAGAAGAGGAAAACCUCGAUGCUCGAAUCUACAAUCACAAGCUAGCAAAUCUUUUGCCUCAACUACAAUCAGUGCUUCCAAAAAGCAAGAUUGCCUAUGCGGAUGUGUACGAGCCAAUGAUUGACAUGAUCAAUCAUCCUCAGAAGUAUGGAUUCCUGGAAACAAAGAAAGGAUGCUGUGGCACUGGAUUUGUGGAAGCAGGACCUCUGUGCAACGAACUCACACCAACAUGUCGUAAUUCAUCGCAAUACUUAUUCUGGGAUAGCAUUCAUCCAUGCGAGUCGGCGUACUACUACAUCUCUCUGUUCCUAGAGGAGCAAGUUCUUCCUCAAUUAUUCUUUUGCGACUCUACACAUGAAUACUGAAGAUCCAUUGAUCUAUAUGCCAUUGUUAAAAAAGGAAAAGGGCGCAGGUAUUACACAUGAUUAGCAAAUAUGAAAGGAGAAAAGGAACCGUUCAAGAUUCAACUUUA
This is a messenger RNA of Eucalyptus grandis, 1249 nucleotides long. Its product is annotated as GDSL esterase/lipase At2g30310. Gene Ontology annotation, molecular function: hydrolase activity, acting on ester bonds. NCBI's taxonomy places the organism in Eukaryota, Viridiplantae, Streptophyta, Magnoliopsida, Myrtales, Myrtaceae. The record is from RefSeq and is a predicted model, not a curated record.